This is a messenger RNA of Suillus plorans, 453 nucleotides long. RefSeq lists its product as uncharacterized. The transcript is spliced from 6 exons. The record is from RefSeq and is a predicted model, not a curated record. Bases 1 to 453 code for a protein of 150 amino acids. Lineage: Eukaryota; Fungi; Basidiomycota; Agaricomycetes; Boletales; Suillaceae.
AUGCACUGCUUAUCCCUUCAGCCGUGGCUGAUGAUGUGGCUGAUGCCAUUUGCAUCCCACUUCCACCAGGCAACCGUGGCUGAUGAUGUGGCUGAUGCCGUUCGCGCCCCACUUUCACCAGCCGUGGCUGAUGAUGUGGCUGGUUCCGUUCGCGUCUCACUUCCACCAGUUGCAGCUGAUGAUGUUGCUGAUUCCGAGGCUGAUGACACUAAGAGAACCAGGACCAUUGCUAGAACUCCUUCGGCUGAGACCACAUCUUCUGGUGUCAACAAGCGCUGGUAUGUCAUAACUGUGGGACGUGAGACUGGUGUGUUUCAGGGCUGGCACAACAUCCACACCCAUGUUAUUGGUGUUCCGGGUGCAUGCUUUGGACACUACUCCUCUCGUGCUGCCGCCGAUACUGCAUAUAUGCAGGCUUUGAGAGAUGGAUCGGUGUCUCAGUUGCUUGAUUGA